Sinocyclocheilus grahami is the source of this 3567-nucleotide messenger RNA. RefSeq names its product adenylate cyclase type 6-like. Gene Ontology annotation, cellular component: plasma membrane. The transcript has 19 exons. Bases 37 to 2484 code for a protein of 815 amino acids. Gene Ontology annotation, biological process: adenylate cyclase-activating G protein-coupled receptor signaling pathway; cAMP biosynthetic process; intracellular signal transduction. The record is from RefSeq and is a predicted model, not a curated record. Lineage: Eukaryota; Metazoa; Chordata; Actinopteri; Cypriniformes; Cyprinidae. Gene Ontology annotation, molecular function: adenylate cyclase activity.
CGCCUGUUGCUGUCUGUUUUGCCAAGGCAUGUCGCCAUGGAAAUGAAGGCUGACAUCAACGCUAAAAAAGAAAACAUGAUGUUUCACAAGAUCUACAUCCAGAAGCACGACAAUGUCAGUAUUUUGUUUGCAGACAUCGAGGGUUUCACUAGUCUGGCGUCGCAGUGCACGGCUCAGGAGCUGGUUAUGACUCUAAACGAGCUGUUUGCCCGCUUUGACAAGCUGGCUUCGGAGAACCACUGCUUACGGAUCAAGAUCCUGGGGGAUUGUUACUACUGCGUGUCAGGGUUACCUGAGCCCAGAGCGGACCACGCUCACUGCUGCGUGGAAAUGGGGGUGGAUAUGAUUGAAGCCAUUUCAUUGGUGCGAGAGGUCACAGGGGUCAAUGUAAACAUGCGGGUCGGUAUCCACAGUGGUCGCGUGCACUGUGGAGUUCUUGGAUUGAGAAAGUGGCAAUUCGACGUGUGGUCCAACGACGUCACACUGGCCAACCACAUGGAGGCUGGAGGCAAAGCCGGGAGGAUCCAUAUCACUAAAGCUACUCUGCAGUACCUGAAUGGAGACUAUGAGGUGGAGCCAGGUUUUGGAGGGGAGAGGAAUGCCUAUUUGAAAGAGAACAGCAUUGAGACCUUCCUAGUAUUGGGCUGCAGUCAAAAGCGGAAAGAGGAGAAGGCCAUGAUGGCUAAGAUGCAGCGCACGCGGACGAACUCCAACGAGGGUCUGGUACCGCGAUGGGUGCCUGACAGAUCCUUCUCCAGGACUAAAGACUCCAAAGUCUUCAGACAGAUGGGCAUUAAUGAAUCAUCCAGCAAAGACAACCGUGGUGCUCAGGAGGCGCUGAACCCCGAGGACGAGGUGGAUGAGUUUUUGGGCCGUGCCAUUGACGCUCGCAGUAUUGACCAGCUCCGCAAAGACCACGUGAAGAAGUUCCUCCUCACCUUCCAAACCUCCAGCCUGGAGAAGAAGUAUGCUAAGAAGGUAGACGAUCGUUUUGGCGGUUACGUGGCCUGUACUCUGCUGGUCUUCUGUUUCAUCUCUUUUAUCCAGAUCGUCAUAUUCCCUCAUACUCUGGUCAUGCUAGGAAUAUAUAUCAGCAUCUUCAUCAUUCUUGCCAACAUCCUUUUCAUCUGUGCCAUUUACUCCUGCGUAAAGCUCUUCCCUGCUGCUAUGCAGACUGUGUCCAAGAAGAUUGUUCAGUCUCGCACCAACAGCACACUGGUGGGAGUUUUCACCAUCAUCCUCGUCUUCAUCUCUGCCUUUGUCAAUAUGUUUUCCUGUGAUACACGGAAACUUGUGGACUGUGUAGCAGAGCAGUUUAACUGGUCGUCAGAGAUGGUUACUCCCUGUGUGAUUCACAACUUGUCUCGCUCUGCUGCCGACAGCCUGAAUAUCUGUCCCAGCAACACUCCCUCCUGCCCCUUCCCUGAGUAUUUCAGCUACAGUGUGCUGCUGACCCUGUUGGCCUGCUCAGUGUUCCUGCAGAUCAGUAGUAUAGGGAAGCUGGCUUUAAUGCUGCUCAUCCAGCUCACUUUCCUGCUGCUUGUGGAGUGGCCAGAGGUGGUGCUGUUUGACAACGCAGACCUCUUCGUUACUGCCAAUGCCCUUCUCAAUACGACUACUGAGCAGUGUACUUUCAGGGUGACUAAAGUGUCCCUAAAGGUCAUGACCCCAGUGAUCCUGACUGUAUUUGUACUAGCACUGUACCUACAUGCCCAGCAAGUGGAGUCAACGGCUCGUUUAGACUUCCUUUGGAAACUUCAGGCCACAGAAGAAAAGGAGGAGAUGGAGGAACUUCAAGCCUACAACCGCCGGCUGCUCCACAACAUCCUGCCCAAAGAUGUGGCCGCCCACUUUCUAGCCAGAGAGAGGAUGAAUGACGAGCUGUACUACCAGUCGUGUGAGUGUGUGGCCGUCAUGUUCGCCUCCAUCAGCAACUUUUCCGAGUUCUACGUGGAGCUGGAGGCCAACAACGAGGGAGUGGAGUGUCUGAGGCUCCUCAAUGAGAUCAUCGCUGAUUUUGAUGAGAUCAUCAGUGAGGAGAAAUACAGGCAGCUGGAGAAAAUAAAGACCAUUGGCAGCACCUACAUGGCCGCAUCCGGUCUUAACGACUCCACCUAUGACAAGGAAGGCCGCUCGCAUAUAACCGCCCUGGCCGACUACGCCAUGCACCUCCGCGAACAGAUGAAAUAUAUCAAUGAGCAUUCCUUCAACAACUUCCAGAUGAAGAUCGGACUGAACAUUGGGCCAGUGGUCGCAGGAGUCAUUGGCGCCAGAAAGCCCCAGUAUGAUAUCUGGGGAAACACAGUAAACGUGGCCAGUCGGAUGGACAGUACAGGGGUCCCAGACCAUAUUCAGGUGACCACAGACCUGCACCAGGUGUUGGCCAGUAAAGGUUACAAGCUGGAGUGUCGAGGGGUCGUAAAGGUGAAAGGCAAGGGUGAGAUGACCACUUACUUCCUGAACGACGGACCUCCCAACAGUUAGCAGCGCACUAGAGUUCCUUUGGAUUCCCACAAUUCCCCAGAGAGGAGGAUUUCUAGAGGAAAGCAGAAGACAAACAAGUAGCCAUCGCCAUCACUUGAAGAAAAAACAAAGAAAAAAGGAAGAUUGAAAAAAACGAAGCAGACUCCAGACUGGAGAGUCAUGGCGGUCGUGGAUAUGGCUGUGCACCUUGAAGGACGAUUGUUUUUAAGCCUCUCCCUCAGGCUGCUUGAAAGAUGCAAAGUCUGUUUAUUUAAUAAAGGCCUUUAUUUGCCGAAGAAAAACGCUGUACAUAAGGCAUUUUUUUCUCCAGUUUUAUUUUUGUGUGACAUUUUUUUCCUCUGUUAUUCUUAUUUCAGGAGAAUAUAAAUACAGGUACUCGUGUUUUGUUCGGAAUUCCUUAUUUAUUUUGAUCUUGAUGUUUUGUGCAAAAAGUCCUUUAUGGAACAAGUGUGAAAAACGCAUACGCAUUUAUACCGUACAUAAACACGUACGCUCGUAUAUCUGUGUGUGUGUGUACAAAUACAGUAUCUGUAUGAAUUCAGAAGAGAACUAUUGACCAAAGACCAAAGUAUUUAACAGAAAAGAAGUUGUCAAAAUGUUUGUGGAAGUUUGAAUAUUACGUAAUGCUCUGACGUCCUCACCCCUCGAUUUUUUUCCUGUUUUCAUGACGUCUUAUCAUUUACAGUAAAUUACACUGAUUGAUUGAUGAGCAAUGCGGGUGACUGGCAGAGCAUUGCGCACCAGAUCAUAUGAAGGACUGAAUGAUUUCAUUUAAAGUCGUGCUUUUCCUUCAGAACGACAAAUUCUAGAUGGAAAACUGUUUGGAAAAGCUGUGGAACAAUAGGGAUUUCUUUGGGGAAGUACGACCAGGUCUGGGCCUUCAACGCGUUCUCUAGGAAGACUUCGGUUUUAUUUUGUGUGUUCCGUCAACCAUUUCUUCUUUUUCCAAAGAAGUAUUUUUGGUACAAAAUGAAAUAAAAGGAAAAAAAGUUUUUCGGAGGCAUCUGGGGAAAAGCCACGGCAUUGGAUACCACGGUACGAGACAGUUUAUCGAGAUCCAAUUCAUUCUAGAAGGACUUUUUU